Messenger RNA from Cyprinodon variegatus (sheepshead minnow), 4752 nucleotides. RefSeq names its product NIMA related kinase 8 (gene nek8). The record is from RefSeq and is a predicted model, not a curated record. Bases 54 to 2138 code for a protein of 694 amino acids. Lineage: Eukaryota; Metazoa; Chordata; Actinopteri; Cyprinodontiformes; Cyprinodontidae. Gene Ontology annotation, biological process: protein phosphorylation. The transcript is spliced from 15 exons. Gene Ontology annotation, molecular function: protein kinase activity; ATP binding.
UGCUCUGGCUUGGUUGCCAGGAGACGUUUAAAGACGUUUAAGGCGCAGCUGCAAUGGAGAAGUACGAGAAAAUCAAAGUUGUUGGGAGAGGAGCUUUCGGGAUUGUUCACCUGUGCCGCAGGCGCAGCGACGGGGCCUUUGUCAUCCUGAAAGAGAUCCCAGUAGAGCAGAUGUCACGAGAUGAACGCCUGGCAGCCCAGAAUGAGUGUCAAGUGCUCAAGCUGCUCCACCAUCCAAACAUCAUAGAGUACUAUGAAAACUUCCUGGAGGACAAGGCCCUCAUGAUAGCUAUGGAGUAUGCACCAGGAGGAACCUUGGCUGAAUACAUACAGAAGCGCUGUAAUUCCCUCCUGGAUGAGGACACCAUCCUUCACUUCUUUGUGCAGAUCUUGCUCGCUCUGUACCACGUGCAUAACAAACUCAUUCUGCACCGUGAUCUCAAAACUCAGAAUAUUCUGCUGGACAAACACCAGAUGAUCGUCAAAAUCGGAGACUUUGGUAUCUCCAAAAUCCUUGUCAGCAAGAGCAAAGCAUACACGGUAGUCGGGACCCCCUGCUACAUCUCCCCCGAGCUGUGUGAGGGAAAACCGUACAACCAAAAAAGUGACAUCUGGGCCCUGGGCUGUGUCCUGUAUGAGCUGGCGAGCCUUAAGAGGGCCUUUGAGGCAGCGAAUCUACCUGCCCUUGUUUUGAAGAUCAUGAGUGGAACGUUUGCCCCGAUAUCGGACCGUUACAGCCCAGAACUCCGCCAGCUCAUCCUCAAUAUGCUCAACCUUGAUCCAUCUAAAAGGCCCCAGCUCAAUGAAAUAAUGGCUUUGCCCAUAUGCAUCAGGCCCCUCCUUAAUCUCUACACAGAUAUCGGGAAUGUAAAAAUGCGAAGAAUUGAGAAACCUCUGUCUACUGUGCAGCAGCGCGGCAGACCAGGAGGGAGAGUUCCUACUACCAGGGCCAGAGAUGCAUUAGGGGGUUUGGGAUCAGGAAAACUGCAUCCGCUCCCACUGUCCUCUGUGUAUACUUGGGGAAGUGGGAUCACAGCGCCUCUCCGUCUACCCAUGCUUAACACUGAAGUGCUUCAAGUGUCUCUCGGCCGGACUCAAAAGAUGGGAGUCACCAAGUCUGGCCGUCUGAUUACCUGGGAGGCUCCAUCGGUUGUGUCGGGUGAUACCGGUCCUGCAGGUUUGGCGGAUCAAAUGCAGCCGCUGUUCAUUUCUCGCUUCCUUGAGGGUCAGUCAGGUGUCACCAUCAAGUCUGUGUCCUGCGGUGAUUUGUUUACCACCUGCAUGACAGACAGGGGUAUUAUAAUGACAUUUGGAAGUGGAAGCAAUGGUUGUUUGGGACAUGGUAACUUCAAUGAUGUAACACAGCCUAAGAUUGUGGAGGCUCUUCUGGGCUAUGAGUUGGUCCAGGUUUCUUGUGGAGCCUCUCAUGUUCUCGCUGUAACCAAUGAAAGAGAAGUGUUUGCUUGGGGAAGAGGAGACAACGGUCGCCUUGGCCUGGGCACCCAGGACACCCACAACUGUCCCCAGCAGGUGUGCUUACCUGCAGAGUUUGAGGCCCAGAAGGUGGUGUGCGGCGUUGACUGCUCCAUGAUCAUCAGCACCCAGUGCUGCAUUCUAGCAUGUGGUAGCAACAGGUUCAACAAGCUUGGUCUGGAUAAGAUUACAGCUGGAGAGGAAUCUAAUCCUUCGAAUCAAGUUGAAGAAGUUCAUUCUUUCACCCCGGUUCAGUCCGCCCCACUCAACUCAGACAGGAUAGUUUACGUCGACAUUGGAACGGCCCACUCUGUUGCUGUCACAGAAGAGGGUCAGUGCUACACGUUUGGCAGCAACCAGCACGGUCAGAUGGGCUGCAGCUCCCGGCGCAGCAGCCGUGUGCCCUACCUGGUGCCCGGCCUGAAGGACAUCGCCUCUGCUGCUUGUGGUGACGCUUUCACCCUGGCAAUCGGAGCAGAAGGGGAGGUUUACACAUGGGGAAAGGGAGCCCGUGGACGCCUUGGAAGAAAGGAGGAGGAUUGUGGGAUACCAAAGCCGGUGCAGCUCGACGAGAGUCACCCAUUCGUUGUGACAUCGGUGGCUUGUUGUCAUGGCAACACUCUGUUGGCAGUGAAACCAUUUUUUGAAGAUCCAGUUUCAAGAUGACUUUGAGCUGAAAACCUUCGCCUUGACUAGUCCUUUAUAAGGAUCAUAUAUGGAGCAGACCCUCCUCUCACUCUGCAGCUACAGUUUCACUUCAUCUCUCUGCUUUUGUCUUAUGCACAUAUGUUUGUUCCAAUUGGUGGGUGGAUGACACACACAGAGGGGUCAGAAUCUGUCCAAACCAGCAGGUGUUUCUCACUACAGACAUGCCAAAGGAAUGUUGCAACACUGAUACUGAAGCUGGAUUACAGGAGCUCAUUAGGCAGGCCUCAUGUGGUGAGUGAUUGUCUCUCCUCACAGUCAGCUUUCUAUCAGUAAACUAUGAAAAGCCAGUGAAAGUCAAACAGGUUUUGUCCUUCUUAAGACGCUAGUGAAUGAGCCAAAAAGAAUGAAGCCACUCUGUCAAGUGACGAGAGCGUCGCACCACGAGGGGUCAGUUUGAAUGUUAUUGGAUCAGUGCUGCAAACGCAAACAGUAACGUUUGAACCAGAUAACGAGCGGGGUGUUAGGGGGACAUGCUGGACUGAGACUGCAGCCUCCCUCUUGUUUAGACACAUCCACAGCUUCUCUAGAGCAGGGAAUAGCAGCCUGUAGAGAAAACAAGCAGCUAUUCACACUGUUGCGAGCAGUAAAUAACUUGCUAUUAACAGCGUUGCUUUCAUUCCAUCUGAGGAAUUUUUACAGGCUGAACAGCUGACGGUUUCCACAUUGUAAAAACAACAGCAGAUAAAAGUCCUUCAUAAGAUAUAAAGAGGUGUGGGACACAGUUUAGCAUGUUUCAGGCUUUAGUAUGUAGCUCAUAUAUUUUUAAUAAUUUAUAGAUGCUAUAUGUGUGAGAUGUUCUUAGAAAAAGCAGAUCUUAAGCAUAAACAUCUGAUCUCUGUGGAUCCAAAAUGUUUGACUUUUAAAGGACAGAAAGUCUCCCCCCCCCAGGACAGAAUGAGCAUUUAAAGAAACUCUUCCUGUCCUCAUCUGAUAAGAGCUAAUUAUGGACAAACAGGGUAGAAAGAAAGCAAUGUGAAGGAAUGGGUUGCUUUGUUUUUUGGUGUGGCUUUAAGUAGGUUUAAUAAAGCCUUAAGAUCUGCUUGAUUUAAAUGAAAACAUGAAACCAUAGUAUGAAAAUCUUUUAUACAGAAUCCAGAGAGUUUUAUUUGACUUUUAUUGUGGGCAGUCUAAGACACACCUGUGCACUAAUCAUGGUGUGUAAUCAGCAUCUUGAUUUAGCACACCUGUGAGGUGGGAUGGAUUAUCUCACUAAAGGAGAAGUGCUCAUUAUCACAGAGUUAGACUGGUUUGUGAACAAUAUUAGAGGGAAAUGGUGAUUUUUUUCAUAUGUGGAAAAAGUUUAAGGUCUCUUGAGUUCAUCUCAUAAAAAAUGGGACCAAAACCAAAAGUGUUGCAUUUAUAUUUUUGUUGUGUGUAUAGUCAUUUGUAUCCUAAUAAAGAGUUGUUAAGCAAAAUAUGGGGUCCGAAAUGUUAUAUGUCCUGAUAAAGUGAUGUGUUGAUCUUUAAAUAAAGACCCCCUGACAUAAUUUCUCAAAAGGUUUUUUUAAAGGGUCUAUUUUCACAUUUUGUCACAUUAUCCCACAGUCCCAAUUGUUAACUUUAGCAAUACAAGGAAGGGUAUACCUGUGACUUGGAACAAAAAUGUCACAUUUUUAAAAAGUUCAGAGAUAACAAAUGUGAAAAGUUCAUCCGUUCAUUCUGCAUAUUGAUUAGCUAAUACAUACUAACUGAACCACCUUGUGCUUUAAGUCCUCUAGGCUUUGUCUCAACUAGCUUUCUAUGUCUAAAAAGUAGUUUUUAUUUUGAUUUUGAUUCAUUUACUUCAUAACCAGGUUUGCCCAAAGUCAUUCAUCGAGGGUCGCUGUCCUGCAUGUUUAAGAUGUUUCCUUGCUACGCCAAAGCUGAUUUCCAUUGAUUAACAGGCUUUGGCUGAACUAAAGUCAUCAGAAUCAGCUGUGCUAAAGCAGGGAAACCUCUAACAGCAGCCCUAGUGGGCCGACUUUGGGCAUGCCUGUCUUAAAUUAUUACUCUAUAUUAAGCUUCUUCCAUUUAUUAUGUCAACUUUUGAAAAAAUAAAUAGCAGAUGCCCUGUGUUUCCACCGCUUAGAUCAGAAUGUGUUGAUUAUUAUUUGUCAAAGCUCUCUCCAACAAAAUGCCACAUACAUUGAGACUUAAGGUCAAUUUAAUUUUAUGGUCCUGGAGUGUGAACCUUACUAGAACCAACAGUGUAAAAACAUACAAACUUCCUUCAGGGAAACCCUUAAAGCCAUGAUGUGAAAUUAUUACAAGUGAUGCAAAUGAAAAAAAUGUGUGCUGCACAUAUAAGAUUUUUAUUUUAUAAUAAAAUUUAAAAUGCAAAUGUCCUCUUUUCUCCAUCCUAGUCAUAUAUAUUUUUUCCUUUUUAUAAAAUCCCAAAUUAUAUGAAUUAAAGUUUGUGAUUGUGACAAAGCUAAAAAAUGGUUAAAGGGCUGUGACCACUUUUCCCACUGUUUAUUUUAUCAUGUAUUUCUACUGAUGUACCAAAUAAUUAUAAUGCUUGAAAAAACAACAAAGCAGCAUUAUGUCAGCUUUUGUCUCAUCGUAUAAAUAUAAGAAUUUGUUCUCUAAAACA